Messenger RNA from Prunus avium (sweet cherry), 2404 nucleotides. NCBI's taxonomy places the organism in Eukaryota, Viridiplantae, Streptophyta, Magnoliopsida, Rosales, Rosaceae. The record is from RefSeq and is a predicted model, not a curated record.
UUAUCGUCUCAGCUGGUCUCCAUUUGUCUGGCAACUACUCGAGAGUAGGGGAGAGAGAGAGAGAGAUAGGUGAUGGGAUUUUUUUUCUUGCUUCACUAGUUGGCGAAGAUAGAACCGUUACAGAAACAGCAAUGGAGCAAUAAAUUAUUGUGAGUUUUAUUUAUUUCUCCAAGAUUUGCUGCUAGGCAAAGCCUGUGAACCCUCGUCUUUCAACUCUUCCAGUCAACUUGGGACACGGGAGACAGCUAAAUAGCUUCUGGGUUAGCUUUACUUUAUCUUCCAAAGCUCUGCCAUGGCUUCCUGAUUCCUCUUUAAAGAUAUGGGUUUGAUUCAAGUGUUCCUUGAUCACCAUGCAUUUCAUUGCAUUCAUAACUAGCAAAAAGGAUACUGUUGAAGAUGGAGCUAAUUUUUGCAGUUUUGGUAUUGGCUUGCUUAUGCUCUUUUGCAUUGCCUGAUUCACAAGGAGAGGCACUCUUUUCAUUGAGGACUUCAUUGAAUAGUUCACCCGAUCAGCUCAAGGACUGGAACAUUAACCAAGUUAAUCCAUGCACUUGGUCCAAUGUGAAUUGUGACCCUAACAAUAAAGUCAUUUCUGUAACAUUGUCAAAUAUUGGAUUUUCUGGCAUCUUGUCCCCUAAAUUAGGAGCCUUGACAACUCUUCAAACACUUGCAUUGCAAGGAAAUGGAAUAACUGGCGAGAUACCAAAAGAGUUUGGAAGUCUGACAAGUUUGACCACCUUAAAUUUAGAUGACAAUAAUUUAAGUGGUGAAAUACCAUCUUCCCUUGGUAAUCUGCAAAAUCUUCAUUUCUUGUCUCUGAAUCAAAAUAAUCUGAGCGGGAUUAUCCCAGAGUCACUUUCAAGUCUUACAAAAUUGAUUAAUCUUCAGCUUGCCUCCAAUGCUCUCAGAGGUCAAAUACCCCAGCAGUUAUUUCAUGUCCCAAAAUACAAUUUUACAGGAAACCACCUAAACUGUGGCGUAAAUCUCUCCCACCAUUGUGAAUCUGAUAAUGAUGAUUCAGGCUCUUCAAAUAAGCCAAAGCUUGGAAUUAUAAUUGGAGUUGUUGGAGGGAUUAUCGGUUUACUUUUCCUUGGAGGCUUGCUCUACUUUAUCUGCAAGCGUAGACACAAAGGCUACAAGCGUGAAGUUUUUGUGGAUGUUGCAGGUGAAGUUGACCGAAGGAUUGCAUUUGGUCAAUUAAAAAGGUUUUCAUGGAGGGAAUUGCAGCUAGCAACAGACAACUUCAGUGAGAAAAAUGUUCUAGGACAGGGAGGUUUUGGAAAAGUCUAUAAAGGAGUGCUCUCUGACAACACAAAAGUUGCUGUUAAGCGUCUCACUGAUUAUGAGAGUCCUGGGGGAGAUGCAGCUUUCCAGCGUGAAGUUGAAAUGAUAAGUGUAGCUGUUCACAGGAAUCUCUUACGACUGAUUGGAUUUUGUACAACUCCAACAGAACGCCUUUUGGUGUAUCCCUUUAUGCAGAAUUUAAGUGUUGCCUACCGGUUACGAGAGAUUAAACCUGGGGAGCCUGUUUUGGACUGGCCCACAAGAAAGCAGGUGGCUUUAGGCACGGCCCGUGGGCUAGAGUACCUACAUGAACAUUGUAAUCCUAAGAUCAUUCAUCGAGAUGUUAAGGCUGCUAAUGUACUACUUGAUGAAGAUUUUGAAGCAGUCGUUGGUGACUUUGGCUUGGCAAAGUUGGUGGAUGUUAGAAAGACUAACGUGACAACUCAAGUUCGUGGCACAAUGGGCCACAUAGCACCUGAAUACUUGUCCACUGGGAAGUCAUCAGAAAGGACAGACGUUUUUGGCUAUGGGAUUAUGCUCUUAGAACUUGUAACAGGACAGCGGGCAAUUGAUUUUUCACGCUUGGAAGAAGAAGAUGAUGUUUUGUUGCUUGACCAUGUCAAGAAGCUGGAAAGGGAAAAAAGACUGGAUGCUAUUGUAGAUAACAAUCUGAAUGAUAGUUUCAACAUCCAAGAAGUAGAAAUGAUGAUCAAAGUUGCACUUCUUUGUACACAAGGAUCCCCUGAAGAUCGCCCAUUAAUGUCAGAGGUAGUACGGAUGCUAGAAGGAGAGGGUCUGGCUGAACGGUGGGAAGAAUGGCAGAAUGUUGAGGUUACUCGCAGGCAAGAGUAUGAAAGACUACAAAGGAGAUUUGACUGGGGAGAAGAUUCAGUUUAUAACCAGGAUGCUAUUGAGUUAUCAGGUGGGCGAUGAGGUAAUAAAUAAUUUUAUACUUGUUUUCUCACCUUCAGCAUGUCAUAUCCUUUUUGGUAGGUUAGCUUGGUUAAACCCGGAAUGGAGCAUUCUGUAUUCCAAAAAUCAUAAUAUCAUGAUUUUUAUUUUCUGUUGUGAUGCUUUUGCUGCAAGCCCUUUUUCCCUUACUUGAUUUUGUAACUUUUAA